AUGAGCUCAUACGGUGAAAAGGAAAUGCGAAACGCAUUUGAUCGGUUUUCAUUAUGGCUUCUUGUACGCUAUGAGGCCACAGCGGAUACGAUGAAACUUAUGUGCUGUGAAUCGAUACAUCCAACACUACGCCACUACAUGCUCGGAGUGGUGUGUGAUCGAGUAUCCGGUGGGAAAGAGUACAUCCUGCUCGAGCACUACCUCACGAAAAGACAGUUUGAGCUGAUACCGCAUGAGACGCGUGAAUGUGCCCGAAACACACUUUGGAGCGUUCUACAUGUGCCUCCCAACACCCCGUUUACCCAUUACCUGCAUAUUGCUAACGAGUGCCCAGUAGUGGAUGCUGUUAAUCCGGGAAUUAAGCUGCUCAAAUCGGAUGACAUUCAUUUGAAUUGUCUCUCUUCGAUUCCGUCCGUCGUUCUUAGUGUGAUUAGUGUCACACGAAAUAUGGAAAAUGCGCUUGAUCGGAACGUGUACGAUAUACGCUUUUCUAACGGAAAAACAAUCAGAGAGGAGAUCCAACGAUCGGCAAACGGAGUAGACGAUAUAGCACCGAGUGAGCCAUACUAUUGCCUCGAUGCGCAACCCAUGAAUAGCAUAAAGCUAGUAGAGUUAUCAAACGAUCUUCAAAUGUCUCCAAAAGGAGGUGCGCCGUUAGGUUUAUUUCUUGUGCGCCAGGCUGAGCUGAAAGACGUUGAACGGUAUAUAAAACGAAAUUGUGUUGAUCGGCUCGAGGACGUCACGGCGGACACAUGGUUUCUGGUGAGUGAAACUAUUCCGUUCGACACACCUUUCGUACAUCACGCCACCAUCCAUGAGGUCGCACAUCAGCAGGAUUAUGGCAUUUUACUCUGGCAGCGUAGCAGAGGAGCGCCGACUUCAAUUGGGAAGUAUUUUUGCAACAUUUUCUGGGACGAGUACGAGUCGAUGCCACCAACGCCCAGUUGGCUGAAUGUGUUGGUAUCGAACGAAACCGAUGGUAGUACCACCUACGUGCGGAAGCUCGCGUCCGGAACGAGAAAAAUCGAUCCCUUCCGAAUGGUGCGAGUUUUACAAGGCAUCGAGUUGAUGAAAGUUCUGCAACAGCAAGACUUAAGUUCCAUAAUGGACAAGCUUUGCGCCAUAUUUGGAGCAUGUUCCGACUCGGAACGGUUUGCAAUAGCCCGAGGGCGUAUGCUGCUGAUAGUGGACCACGCCAUGGAGGACAACGGAAUGGGUGUUUCGGCGCAAGAAUUGGUGGCAUUUUUUAACACAAUUGGAUCGUUUUCCGCCCGUUUAACUGUGUGGAUUGUCGGUAAUAAUCGCCUUUGGACGCACCUUGCGACCAACUGUAACCAAGUGCCUAUCAAGUAUGCCAUGCGCCAACUAGACGAAAAAGAACGCAAAGAAUAUUUAUCGCUGUUACUAGAUGAACGAGCAUCGGAGGAUAUUGAAACGAUCGUUAAAAAAAUUGAAGAGAACAACGAAAAGGAAACAAAUCCCAGUGUAAUUGGAAACGUAUUCUUUCUUGCGGCACUGGGCGAUAUUAUUAAUGGAAGGAAGGAACGUGUUGGACAGUCUUACUGGUGGAUCGACGUGAUGGAGCAGUACGUGUGGGAAAAUGGGGCCCCCGAAGGGAGUCCCGAGAUGGAAACACUUGAGAAAGAAUGUUACAACCACUUCGUUUCUCGACCGGAAACGUUUGUGCCUAUUUCUGGCGGCGGAGACAAGCUGAAACAUCGCACCCUGAUAAAAUUACUUGCGGCACAACAUCUUGUUAAAAAUCCUCACAUGAUCGAUGUCGAAAAGUAUCGUCUUUUCGGGCGUGUGUUGCUCGAUCUACUUCUGUUCCGCCACAGUCCGAUUGCAGUUGCAGUAUUGCAUAAAGAUAUCGAUACUGUCAAAAUGAUCCAAACCCAUUCUCCCGACGCUUUGCUUACGACGAAAGAUUCUCUGGAACGCAACCUUCUACAUAUUGUACACGAAUGCCCGGAUAUCGAGCAAUUGCUUCUUUCGGCCGGGGUGGACAUAGAGCAGCGUUGCCCUCAGCUGAACAACUGGACGCCACUCCAGAUGGCAGACGAUCGUGGCGAUUGGCCCCUGCUCGAUAAGCUUCUAGCCAACGGUGCUACGAUUCCCGCGGACGGUUUACGGUUGCACAAGAUGCCGCUCCACGAACUUAAGAUCGUUUUUUCCGACUGCAUCGGCUACGGGUGUUCGUCCUUGAUCGAGUGGAUUUGCAAGCAUCGCCAGGACUAUCAAAUCAGCCAGGAGGAUGUGUACUGCCUGGUGGUCUACGAGGAGUUUCCGCAGGAACAGCUAUUUCGUUUGCUAAUGCUCGCCGUAAAUCAACGCCUGCCGGAGCGGGAACCAGAACCGUACCAGUUUAUUUGGUACAAUACGGCACUUGAUAAUGCCGUAGAGGAUAACCGGUACGAGGUGGCCGCUUUUCUCGUGGAGCAGCUUCACUUCACACCAACAGAGGCUUUCUGCGAUUUGCGCCAACGUUACCUAGAGAGCAAAAGUAACGAUUAUGUUUCGCUGUACAAACUGUGCUCCAAGGGAAAUUUGACCGAGGUUAUCCGAAUGAUAGAAGAAAAGGAGCUCGACCCUCAACACGACUGCAAUGGGACAAAUUUGUUCAUUGAAGCGGCAGGAAGUGGUAAUCUGGAGUUGGUUCGCCACCUCUUCGAGCAGUGCCAGUUUAAGGAUCGUCUAAACGAAACAGAUGACCACGGGGACACUGCCAUGUCGAAAGCGAUGCUACGGGGUGACGAUGCUGUAGUGCGCUUCCUGUUCGAAUGUGGCGCACCCUUGGAACCUUCGAUGGCCAAGACCUACCCUGGAGAGCUUCCCGAGCAGGGGAUCGUAAUCAACACGGAAGACUUUCAUUCGUUAAUCGGUCUGAAAAAGGACAGGUUGGAGAAACUUGAUAUCGAUUACGGGCGUGUCGAAGACGGUGAGCUAUUGCUUCACUACUACCUCCGCUACAUAGAUGAACCGGAUGAGUGUACCUUCCGCUAUUUGCUCGCACAAUACGAAGACGUAGAUGUCCGCACAUCCGCCGAUGCUAACGGUGAAACUCCUCUCCAUUUCGCAUUACGCAGCGGUAAUGAACGCUGCGUGGAAAUACUCCUUGAGGCCGGUGCCGAUGUACACGCAAAAUCGCUCGGCGACGGCGCUUCCUCAUUGCAUUUCGCCAUUUACGGAGGCAUAGGUAAACCCAUGCUUACGCGUCUCAUUGAAGUGUACGGUAUCGAUGUUAAUACGCGCAACAACAAAGGUCGCUCCAUCGCAUUCUACAUGCCGAUAAACCGGAGAUUGUGCUACUGGCUAGUCGAUCACUACGGGCUCGAUUUGAACGUGCGCGACAAUUCCGGACAAACCAUACUACAUCAUCAGGUGAAGAAGAAAAGUUUCUUCGGUCGGUCUGUGAUUGAAUUUUUGCUGACGGUGCUCGGGAUACCACAAAUUAGCACCGACAAUCGUGGCCGACUAGCUCUGCACUACGCCGUGGAAGAUGGGAAUUUACGAAUUGUACGAUUGCUGUUAAAAUAUCGCUCGGAUCUACUCGAUAUACCGGAUGGCGAUGGAUUGACGGCAAUACAGCUUGCCCACAACGGAGCGAACCAUUCGGCGAUCAAAGAAUUGUUUGACAGUAUUACUACAAACUGAGCCCAAACGCACCUGAUUGAAAUAUAUUGUUGUUAUA
Molecule: messenger RNA, 3691 nt
Organism: Anopheles coustani
Lineage: Eukaryota; Metazoa; Arthropoda; Insecta; Diptera; Culicidae
Exons: 2
Coding region: 1-3654 (1217 amino acids)
Molecular function (GO): protein binding
Source: RefSeq, a predicted model, not a curated record